AUGACCAUCGAACGAGACCGACUGGUGUCUCCCGCCUCGAGUCUCCGCAAAAAGGAGCAUAAUGGUAGGAGACUCACCAUCAAUGCCACGAACAUAGGAAGGUGGACGAUGACUUGGGAGGUGGAGGUGGAGGUGGAUAUACCGGUGCCCAUCUUGAUAGGAGCCAGGAGUGUCGAGAAGCGACGAUUGAUCAUUGAGAGAGCAGCCAAGGGCGAAAAAUCCAGGGCUGAAAAAGAGAUGUCGUUGAGAGUGGUAAUCGUGGAACGGAGACUCGAUGUCGUAUAUUGGAUGUGGCAACGAACGACUCUGGUUGGCGCCUCGACCGCAUCGCUCGCUGCCGGCAAAGGCGACUACACGAACGACGGUGACGACUGCUCGAGCUGCAGAAAUCCAUCUUGCCUGCUCAAUCCGUACUUGAUCCCUCUGGCCUGCAUGUUCAAUGUCUCGCCCCGUGUUUCAUAA
Molecule: messenger RNA, 462 nt
Organism: Laetiporus sulphureus 93-53
Lineage: Eukaryota; Fungi; Basidiomycota; Agaricomycetes; Polyporales; Laetiporaceae
Exons: 5
Coding region: 1-462 (153 amino acids)
Source: RefSeq, a predicted model, not a curated record